GUGUUUACUGCGGAAGUACAUGAGCGUAGAGAACAUCUUUAUGUACAUGUAUGUCCUUACGGCGGUUGAAUUAGCAAACAUUCAGUUAAAGUUGGUAUUUUUAUUUAUUAUUUUAUUUAUUCUUUAAGUGUGUUUUUAACGUCUAUAAUAUUUUAAUGACAAAUACCGAAGAAUCAGAUGUUGUUGCUAACACACUAUAAUGCUAAGCGUUCGUGGGUUGUAUUGUUGAACAUACAGUUAAAUGUUAUGUGUAACAAAUUAGUUGUAAGAAUGUUAUUGGUCUGUAUAUGUUUAAUUUCGUAGCUAUAUUAGAUGAAGUUUUACCAUUACAUGAUCCGACUGUCAUCUGCAGUCUUCCGCUGAAGUCUCACCUGACCACUGUCAGGUGUCGCUAAUCAGUUGACAUUUUAACAGGUGUUUAAAACAUAUUAUUUUUGCUUUCAAAAUGUCUUAGAUUAUUAUUUCAUGUUUAAAGUACGCACAAACGUUUUAUGCCAGAGUAGUCGUCAUUUUUUGGUUGAAUAGAGGAUUUAAAACGUGAACAUUUGAACGGCCGUGUAGUCGUGCGCGAGGUUUUGGAAGUGGUGAAGGAGAUUGUGCGGGAGUACCAGAAGAAAACUGAAACAACAGUCUGAAGAGAAGUCUGCUGGAGAUAUUCUGCCUGUUCAUGGACUGUUUCCUGACAAGGAAGCGGGCUCGGAGACUCAAGAGUGGAACAAUCCUGGCCCUCCGCCGUGGCAGAACAGUGCUAGCCAAGAUUUGAAGCAGAAGUACAACAAAGAGUUGCAAGCUGAUUGCAGCUUGACACAGACGUUAGCGAAAUAAUGCAAAGGAGAACCAGAAGAAGAGGCGGUAUCUGUGACUACCCACAGUGCGACCAGGAACAACCCAAUGAAUGCGUCCUCCUCGCAUUGCGCAAGUACACAUGCUGCCAAACUGUGUGUUGUUAAAACAGAUACAGCAGCCUCUGCUUUGUCAGAUGGCUGUGUAGAUUUAAAAAUCUUUACUCACAAGUCUACCAGAUGCUAUAAAUUGCAAGUCUGCACCAAAUCUGAAUAGUCUGUCCCCUUAGAUUAAUCCAUCUCCAGCAGGCAUUGGAGGAGGAACAACCUGGAAAACGCCCUCCAGGAGAGGCAAGUCCCACACUUCUAUAUGUGGGGAGACAUUGAAGCGUGUGGACAACUAAAUCCACAUAAGAUGUCACACAGAGGAAAAGCCGUACUGCUGCUUGACUGCGGGAAGAGGUUCAGUCAUUCCGGGAUCUGAAGAAACACAGGAAGGGUGCACACGGGAGAGAAGCUGUACUACUGCAACCAGUAUGGGAAGAGCUUCAGUUGGGCUGAGAAUCUUAAAAGACACAUUACGAUCCACAACGCAGGAGAGACUUGAUGUUUGUAACACAGGAAAUAAAAAUCAGUUAUUCUCCUGCUUCACCGGAUUUCUAUUGUAUGUCAAGUGAAAGGCCAACAUAAAUCUUAACACACGCACACACUGUAACUGUGUGUAACUCUGCCCAAGAGGAUUAAAGCAAGACUGCGCAAUAAAUUAAUAGGCAGGCAUAGUGGAGAUUUUCAGUGACCAACACACCACACUGACUAAUAUAGACUUUUUCACACCCACGGUGCCCAACAACAACUGAGACAGCAGUUCCAGACGUGUAACAGGAGGUACUGUGAAGUUGUGAGGAUGGAAAUGGAGGCGACUGAGCCGCUGUCAUUUCAGGGUCCUGCCUCAGUGCGGACAUGGAUGCAAAAAACAUCGAAAAUGGCUGCUGCAAAUAUACCUUUUGCCCACAUCAACCAUUAGAGUCACCACUUGCAUACAUAUAUUACUUAUCUAGUAGGUGAGAAUGUAACUCAAGACCUCUGGUUCACAAGACCUGUGCUCUAACCAUUGAGCUACAAGGCCAUAUAUAUUUAAAACGUAUUAUAUUACUCAGACUACUAUAAACACCUCUCCAAAGCAUAGUUCAAUAAAAACAACAUUUUAUAAUUAUGCAUUAUAUUUGUAAAAGCUACAUUUUCGAUACAUCUCCUAUUUAAGGCCAUCUGUAUCACUUGUGGCGGCUGAUUUUUUUUUUUUUAGCCACGCCCUUGCCAUGGGCACAUCCGGAAGUGACUUCACACACCUUCGGACAAAACUGAAACACACUUUCGGGCUUCAGAAAGGUUCGGUUUUGAGCAGCCUGUGAUGUUGAAAUGAAGAUAGAUGAGAAGGUUGUCUCAUUUUUUGAAUCCAGCAACUCGCCUGUGGACAAAGAAGGAUAUCUCUUUAAGAAGGGUGACAUUAGGCCGUCUUACCACAAGCGCUGGUUCAUUCUGAAGGGGAACCUCCUCUUCUACAAAGACCACCCGGAUGACCGUGACCUCAUUGGAGUCAUUGUUCUGGAGGGCUGCACCGUCCAGCUGUGCGAGUCCGAAGAGCAGUUUGCCUUCUCGUUGGUGUGGAGCGAUCCGGGCCUGCGGCCCUACAAGUUCGCCGCUGAGGACCAGGCCAGCCAGGAGAGCUGGUUAAAGGCCCUGCUCUCGGCCAACUACGGCUACUUGGCCCUGCUGGUGAUGGAUCUGGAGAAGAAGUACAGAGAGACGUUAGAUGCGUUGUUCAGUGACCCCGCCAACGGUGUCGCCACGCCAAACCUCCACACAACAAAAGCGGACCGUCAUCUGAACCAGCGGUCCUCCACUUGGCAUCCAGCAGCAGCUGCUGUGUCCUCAGGCCCAAGUCUGAGCUCCAAACUGACCCUCCAAAGCCCCUCCAUUCCCCCCAAAUCAGCCAGGAGGAGAUCACCUAAACUGUGGCCCAAGAGGACAGCAAACGUGACGCCUAUCGACGGCCCUGCUCCGCCAGUUGGGGAGUGGUCAGUGGGGUGUUCAGGGACAAAGGAGGAUUUUAGCAAACUGCACGAAGACUUUGGAAAGGAAAUAAAGGAUCUUAUUGCUGACUGGUCAAAAAGUGUACAAAUCGACAGAGUCGCCCUCAAAGAAAACUUGAUAGACCUCUGAGCAAACGUGUCCAAAACAUUUUUCUAAACCUCAUUUCAAUAUCAGUAAAUGUAAUUCUGUAAUUUAAUAACUGUACCUUCAGACAAGCAUGUUUUAUUAUGUUUUUAUUUACCAGUGGUUCUCAAUUAUUUUCUGUCAUGCCCCAACUGGGGGACAGAAAUAUCCCCCCCAAUUUGAAAUACUACUGAUAUCUGAAAAGUGAUAUCUAUUUAUUUAUCUGUACUGUACAGACUGAACUCGAGACUGAAACCACCAAAACGCAACAAAAUGGAGAGUAGUGAAGCAUACAAGCAUAUUCAAGAAUAUGACAACUUCAGACAUGUUUGCAGGUCUGCACUAAUAUUGAAAGUCCUCCCCCUGACCGUUCACCACGCCUCCCCCAGCGGGGUCCGCCCCACUGUUUGAGAAGCACUGGUAUAUACAUAUAAACACAUACAGUACCUUGGACAUAUUUUCAGGUAAAGUGAUUUUUUUAGAUAUGUAUAUUUAAUUAUUUUUUUUUACUAAAAUACCAAAAAUCAGUCAUGCCCAUUUGCAAUUCAUGCACGUCCAAUGUCAUAAAUGUAUACUCCAGAUCAGGGCUUUUUCAACUGACGGCACAGGAAUGACAUCAGACCAGCCCGCAACUUUAAUUCAAAACUUAAGCGUGGUGAACAUUUUUGCAACAAAUUCCUAAAAACAGCUGAGCACUCUUAGCAUAUUGAGGAUCUUUGACUGUUUCAUGUUUUGCAGUAUGUCCCAAAAAAACGCACACAAUGUAGCCUGGUUGACGUACGCUUUUUGGCUGGAGGUUCUUAAAAAUCGCAAUAUGGUGCUGUCAUAGAAGGUCUUUGACUAGCAUUUUUGGUAGUAGGUUCUUAAAAACAGCAGAGUGCUCCUGUCAUGUACAGAGUCUUUGACUAGUGUGUUUUACAGUAGGUCUUUAAAACAGCAGAGUGCUCCUGUCAUACAGAGGAAUGGAAGACUUGCAUUUUUUCUAUAGAUCCUUAAAAACAGGAAUCUUAAUAACUUAAGAAUACAAUAAAAGUGAAUAUUUUUUUAAAUAACAUAUUAUUCAAGUGUUUUGUCACUUUCCUGUGCCAUUUCCAGUCACAACGCACACGUUCAUGAGAUGAAAAUUUACUUUUACUAAAAAUGUAAUAAUUUUGGGCUUGUUUGUUUGAUGUAUGCUGCCACAGACUCCUGUCCUGCAGUAAAGCCUAUUAAAGAUUUGUAGUCCACGCAAUCUACAAACAUGGCCUCUGAAUUAAUUGUCCUACUGACAUAAACUUCCUGAUAUUGGAACACUUGAAAUGACUUUUAGUAACAUUUAGGUAUCAAUGUUGAAAUGUUUUCUGAAUUGAAGCAGGAAUACAAAAAUGGCCUUGAGCUGUAAUUUUAGCACUUGCAGUAGUGCGAUUGUAUGUGUUAAACAUGAGUUCAAUGCA
Molecule: messenger RNA, 4429 nt
Organism: Dunckerocampus dactyliophorus (ringed pipefish)
Lineage: Eukaryota; Metazoa; Chordata; Actinopteri; Syngnathiformes; Syngnathidae
Product: sesquipedalian-1-like
Exons: 5
Coding region: 2199-3002 (267 amino acids)
Biological process (GO): retrograde transport, endosome to Golgi; receptor recycling; endosome organization
Cellular component (GO): trans-Golgi network; recycling endosome; early endosome
Source: RefSeq, a predicted model, not a curated record